UGCUUCAGCUCAAGAAACUGUUCACUUUAGGGGAAACGAAGAACAAGAUUUCCUUCAUCCGGAGGAGCAACAAAGCGAUGUUGAAAAUUUCUGUAAAGAAUUCAUUAACAAUGGAACAGAUGAAACCUCAAUCAAUGGAUGGAUGUGAAGAAUCCGAACGAGAAACCGCGUAAUUCGCUCGUUGAUCGAACAGGUCGGCUUCUUUCAGGUCAGAAACUCGAAAGGCCUUCUCUACUGCAGCAUACGCUAAAUCAUGAAAGCGCCAUUUCAACGGCUUCAUAUUUGAUUAUAGAGACAGUUGCUAUUGGCCAUUUUCAUGUCGCCGUCACGAUCUGGCUCUAUCUCAAUUUAGGCCUCUUUUUGUCUCGAAAAGAUCCAAAGAUUAUCAUAAAAAUGGAAGGAAGGGGUGUAUCAGAAUUAUAUAGAAAUGCAAGUGAGGAGCUAUUUCUUAAAUCUUGGGGGGAAAACUCAAUCGGAAUGUCAACACCAACCAUGGAGAUGAUGGGAUUUAAGAAUCUUUCUCAGAGCUUCCGUACAGAUAGUGAGGAACUUUUCAAAAGCUGGCUAACAAAUGGAGAGAACGUCAACAACUCAUCUGGUUCGGCUUAUCGCAUUCGACAAGCAUCAAGAAGGAUUUCCUCUGAGAUUGUUGACCUGUCUAGUCCUCAGUAUGUGGGAAAACAUCAAAAGAGAAUAAGCAAUGAUAUUUUACGUCCACAAAGUGCCUCUGUGGCUGAUGAUGUCUCAGGAGUUAAUCAACAAGUGUUCAGGAAUAUUGUUGAAGGAGAAGUGCAAGGUAGUAACCUAUAUCUUGCUAAGGCAUGGUUCCAUAGUUCUCAACCUAUGACAAGAAGUCGAUCAUCCGAGCUAAGGAGGAGGUACGCUGCAAUGCAAAGCAAUCAAAGCUCAUUUGGUAUCCAGUCCAUUUAUGACUUGUCAGGGCAUGCAAUGAAAUUAGAUGUUGCAUACUCGCAGGGUUUCAAUGACCUUUCUACUUGUGAGGUUCCAAACCAGCCUGUAACGUUUGCAUCCCCAUCCAAUUCAUCGGCAUCGACAUUCAAUGCAUCUACCAUGUAUGAUGUAGAUAAAAUUUCUUCAGUUGUAAACAUGCUAAAGGACACAAUAGAACGGAAGAAGCUAAAUAAUCAGAUUGAUAAAGAGGCACUGGAGGAUAGUUCAAACGCACAUUUUUGUGCUCAAGAAACUAUUGGCCACUCUAGUUUCAAUAGAAGCAGUAACAAUUAUUUACAUCAAACACCAAACUAUCUUCUGGAAGUCUCUCCUGUUCAAGUCAAGGAUAAUAGAAUUUUGGAAACGGUUGGGCUAUCAACAGAUAUUGAUUUCAAAGCUUUUGUAAAUCCUGUAAACCCCGUAAAUCCCGUACAGUCAGGCAGAGUUUCUCAAGAGCCUUCUCAAAGUGAAUCUUCUGCUGCAGCAGCAGUAGUUUCAUCCGGGUUUGAGGCAUAUGAUGGUCCUAGCAACUCAAAUCAAACUCAUAGCAACAGUGAGAGCUCAAGGAAACAAAUUGAAAAUGGAUCUCGAUCAAAAGAUUUCAGAGAAAGAAUAAUAGACAACUUGAAAGAUGAUAGAAAGAGGGGAAGUCUAGUCCGUAAUGGGUCCGUAACAUCAGCUGUUUCAGUGGACAAAGGGGAUCCCACAAAAAAGCGCCGGGUGGAACGAUCACGAAAAAUGGCAGAGGCGAAGGAGAGAAAUAUGACACCAACUAUUCCAUCAGAUAUGCAAUCAGUUCUGAAGCGGUGUGAUACUCUUGAGAAGGAAGUGCGGUCACUGAAGCUCAAUUUGUCCUUUAUGAAUAGGAAGGAUUCUGAGCAGACUAAGCAGAUAGAGGAUCUUCAAAAGCAGAAUGAGGACUUGGCAGAUGAAAAGGAACGCCUGCUUGAAGAGAUUGAAAGGAUUCUCUCAGAAACUGGCGGAAUUUAAAAAACUCGUAGUUGGACCUUGGGUUGGGUCGAUCGGUCUGCCUAUGGUGAGCAUCGGUUGGCUCGUCCCUUCUGCCGACGAUGCGCUCCUAGCCUUAACUGGCCGGGUCGUGCUUCAGUGUAGGGCCCAACAGUUAUGUGCAUUAGUAGUUUUGGGACUUUAUAACUUCUCAUCUCUGUAACUCUUAGAAAGUUCACAAACAGAUGGUUAAUUGGUUGUUUGCUAUUUGAGAGUUGAGAAAUGUAUGAAUGUCCUGAACAUUCGGUGACCAUAGAUAAGUACGGGCAGAUUAGUGUAAUUUGCUUCAAUCUGUUGUGUUCAGUGUUUUCUGUUUGGCUU
Molecule: messenger RNA, 2280 nt
Organism: Cucurbita moschata (crookneck pumpkin)
Lineage: Eukaryota; Viridiplantae; Streptophyta; Magnoliopsida; Cucurbitales; Cucurbitaceae
Exons: 13
Coding region: 139-1941 (600 amino acids)
Biological process (GO): arbuscular mycorrhizal association
Cellular component (GO): nucleus
Molecular function (GO): sequence-specific DNA binding
Source: RefSeq, a predicted model, not a curated record